This is a messenger RNA of Nematocida parisii ERTm1, 543 nucleotides long. RefSeq lists its product as uncharacterized. Lineage: Eukaryota; Fungi; Microsporidia. The record is from RefSeq and is a predicted model, not a curated record. The transcript has a single exon. The coding region runs from base 1 to 543 and encodes 180 amino acids.
AUGCAAGAAGAAGCACUGAAUGCGAUACUCUUAAGCAGAACAAAUAAGAAAGAGCUUGCAAGGAUAAAGUCCCAGAUUUUAAUAAAAGAGAACCAGAUAAAGGAAUUGGCAGCUGAAAUGGAAAAAGACCCGAAUUCAGUAGAACUCUCGUUGUGUUAUUUAUUCCUAAAGAGAGAGACAGAAAGGCUUGUGAGAAUUAUAAAAAUAAAAGAAUUAGAAAGAAAUAGACUACUUGAGUCAUAUGUACACGAGGAUGCAGCGGGAGUAGCAGAUAAGGCAGAGUUGAGUGGUGGCGGGGAUAUUUAUCUUAAAAAGUUCAAAGAAAUAACAAACAACUACUACAGCAACUUCCCAUUCAUAAAUUUUAUGCACCGAGAUGUGCCGAUAGAGUACUACGUGCAUGUACUAGCAAAGAAAGAGUGCGGUGUAAUAGAAAUGGGUGGCAAUCUAAUAGAAACAAAAAAGGGGUCUUUAUACUUUAUAAGGAAGAGAGAGGUGGAAUAUCUUUUAAAUAACGGGUCUAUGGAGGUGGUAAAAAAAUAA